AACAACGUGAACGAUGGCUCUUGCCAGAAACAACGUCGCCGUCGACGAUCACGAGAACCCGCUAUGUAAAUGUGGACUUCGAGCAAGGGUCAUCACCUCCCGUGGUAUAACUCAUCCUGACCGCGACUAUUACCGUUGUCCAAAGGAACGAAACGACCCUACUCUCUGUCGUUUGUUUGUCUGGGUGGAUGAAGCGAUCAUGCCAACGCUCAAACGAAACUUAGCUACCGACGCUGAGCAAGAAUCGCCUUCAAAGCGAACACGGACGGCUCUACCACCCACCACUCCAAUCAAGAAACCUUAUUCCAACUUUCCUUCAACCCCUGCUAGUAAGCAGAAGCGUAUUGAAGAUAUUAAGAGUGGUCUUACGUCCCCGACAACUCCAACUACGGACAGCAAGAAGAACAGGCUCGAGCAGAACGAGCGCGACGGUGACGUUUUUUCAUCACCAUCGUCAUCGUUGCGGCAAAGGGAAUAUGUGCUGCCACCUGUGAAGCAGGAGGGAGACGAUGAGGCACCUGUUCCUCAGGCUAAUUUGCCCACGCCCGGCUCAAUACAAACGAGCCUCGUAGACGCCACCGAGUCAAUUCUAAAUGACAUGACCGUACUUAGGGACGAGGUCGCAACGAUAUGGAGACUCAAAGUAGCUGCAGAGCGUGGUAGGGAUGCCAAAGCGAGGAGAAUUGAGCAACUCGAGGCAAGGGUUCGUGAGCUCGAAACAGAAAACGAGAGGUAUGUAUGUCUUUUCUCUGUUUUGUGUUGUAACUUCUCAUAUCUCGAAGGCUGAAAAAUCGAGCCUGAUUUAUAUAGUGUUGAAGAAGGCUAAUAUUUGUACCCGAUUAUUCAAUUUCAGUUC
This is a messenger RNA of Desarmillaria tabescens, 856 nucleotides long. RefSeq lists its product as uncharacterized. The coding region runs from base 14 to 787 and encodes 257 amino acids. Gene Ontology annotation, biological process: regulation of DNA-templated transcription. The record is from RefSeq and is a predicted model, not a curated record. Gene Ontology annotation, molecular function: DNA-binding transcription factor activity; zinc ion binding. The transcript has 3 exons. NCBI's taxonomy places the organism in Eukaryota, Fungi, Basidiomycota, Agaricomycetes, Agaricales, Physalacriaceae.